AGAAAUUAAUUGCUUCAAAAUUGAAGGUUUGAAUACCUAUUGCUAGGGAUUCUAAUUCACCCUUCUAAGAUAUGGAUGCGGAGGAUGAGGAAGCUCCACAAACUAAACCUUCUCUUCCAUUCCAACCACACCCUGAUCCUGAUGCUGAUGCUGAUGCCGAUGCACCUGUUGACCUCUCAACCACCGUGUCACAAUGCGAUACCGGCCUGCAAAAUUUUACCAACUCCGGUGGAGGAGACGUGCCGCCGGCUCCUGUUCACGGCGGAGAUGCCGAGGUUGUGAUCACGGGGAAGUCGAGUGAAGCCGACGCGGUGGUGGUUUCAACCGAUGAGAUAAAGGAGACGGUGAUGGUGGUGGCCGAUGGGGGCAGCGAAGUGCAAGUGAUGGACGUAGCGGGUAAUGAGAUAGUUGAGGAUAGGGAUAGCGUAGGGAUGGAUGAUUCGGAGAAGAGAAAUGCCUCUGGCUCAUGUGUGGUUGGUGUGGAAGAUGAAAUUGUGGAGGGGAAAGGGAAUGAAGGAACCGAUGUGGAUGACAUGGUUUUGGAGACUGGGAAGGUGGAAGAGGAAGCCAAUUUGACAAUUGGGGAGAACGAGGACGAUGGGGAGACAAAUGAAGUUGCUUUGACGGAAGGAAAAAAAGAACAACAACAAGAAGAAGAGGAAGAGGAGAAACAACAUCAACCAGAAGCUGAAGCUGAUGCUGAUGCUGUUGGUAGUAUGGCAGAAGAUACAGAGGAUGCUGAGGAGACAAAUGAAGCUGCUUUGAUGGAAGAAGAAGAAGAAGAGCAAGAGCAAGAACAACAACGAGAGCGACAAGAAGCUGAAGGUGAAGGUGAUGCUGUUGGUGGUUUGGCAAAUGAUAAAGAGGAUGCUGAAGAAACAAAUGAAGCUGCUUUGAUGAAAGAAGAAGAAGAAGAAGAGGAAGAACAACAACAGCGACAAGAAGUUGAUGCUGAUGCUGAUGAUGGUAUGGCAGAAGAAGAUACAGAGGCUGCCGAGGAGAUAGAGGUGACGGAGGAGCAGAGUACGAGUGUCAGUGGUGGGAAGAGGAAGCGUGGGGCUGGGAAGAAUGCUAAGUCUGCAGGGAGAGUUCCAUCCAAAAAAAAGAUGGAGGAGGACGUUUGUUUCAUUUGCUUUGACGGGGGUGACCUUGUGCUUUGUGACCGCAGGGGAUGCCCCAAGGCUUACCAUCCUUCAUGCGUCAAUCGUGAUGAGGCCUUCUUUCGAGCCAAGGGAAGGUGGAAUUGUGGUUGGCAUCUUUGCAGCAUCUGUGAGAAGAAUGCAUACUAUAUGUGCUAUACAUGUACGUUCUCUUUGUGCAAGGGAUGCAUCAAAGAUGCUGUUAUCUUAUGUGUUCGAGGAAACAAGGGAUUUUGUGAGACAUGCAUGAGAACUGUAAUGUUGAUUGAACAGAAUGAGCAGGGAAACAACAUGGGACAAGUGGAUUUUGAUGACAAAAACAGCUGGGAGUAUCUCUUCAAGGACUACUACAUAGAUCUUAAAGGAAAGCUAUCUCUAACAUUUGAAGAACUCACUCAAGCUAAAAACCCUUGGAAGGGAUCUGAUGUGCUUCCUUCUAAAGAGGAAUCACCAGAUGAACUUUUUGAAGGCAAUAAUGAUAGGGGAUCAGAUUCAGAUAGAUCCUAUGAGAAUGUAGAUUUGAGUCGUCCUACAAGAAGAAAGGCCAAGAAACGGGCAAAAAUGCGUUCCAAAGAAGGGAGUUCAUAUAGUGCAGUGACGGUGCUUGGUGCCGAUGGGCCAUCUGCAGAUGGCAGCUUUGAGUGGGCUUCAAAAGAGCUUUUAGAGUUUGUUAUGCACAUGAGGAAUGAAGACAAAUCUGUUUUGUCUCAGUUUGAUGUGCAGGCUCUUUUGCUAGAGUAUAUUAAAAGAAAUAAACUUCGAGAUCCUCGCCGAAAAAGUCAAAUCAUUUGUGAUGCAAGGCUCCAAAAUUUGUUUGGUAAACCAAGAGUGGGACAUUUUGAAAUGUUAAAGCUUCUUGAAUCCCAUUUCCUUCUGAAAGAUGACUCUCAGGCUGAAGACCUACAGGGUAGUGUUGUUGAUACUGAAGUGAGUCAUUUGGAAGGUGAUGGAAAUGCCGAUUCAUUUCUAAAAGCUGGCAAAGAUAGGAGACGUAAAACUCGUAAGAAGGGUGAUGAGAGAGGACUUCAAUCUAAUGUUGAUGAUUAUGCAGCCAUUGAUAAUCACAAUAUUAAUUUAAUUUAUCUACGACGUAAUUUGGUGGAAGAUAUACUUGAGGAUAUGGAAAAGUUUCAUGAUAAAGUUGUUGGUUCUUUUGUGAGAAUAAGAAUUUCUGGUAGUGGACAGAAGCAAGACUUGUAUAGGCUGGUUCAGGUUGUAGGCACAUGCAAAGCAGCAGAGCCGUAUAAAGUUGGUAAAAGAAUGGCAGAUAUCUUGCUAGAAAUCUUAAAUUUAAACAAGACAGAGAUUGUAUCAAUUGAUAUUAUCUCAAAUCAGGAGUUCACAGAGGAUGAAUGCAAGCGUCUCCGCCAAAGCAUAAAGUGUGGUCUCAUAAAUCGGCUGACUGUGGGUGACAUUCAGGACAAAGCAUUGGCGCUUCAGGCAGUUAGAGUGAAAGAUUGGCUAGAAACAGAGAUAAUGCGGCUGAGUCAUCUUCGUGAUAGAGCUAGUGAGAAAGGUCGCAGAAAAGAGCUAAGAGAAUGUGUAGAGAAAUUGCAGCUUUUGAAAACACCUGAAGAACGUCAGCGUAGAUUGGAGGAAAUUCCCGAAAUACAUGUGGAUCCAAACAUGGAUCCAAGUUAUGAGUCUGAAGAAGAUGAAGAAGAAAUGGAUAAUAAAAGACAAGAAAAUUACAUGAGACCUAGAGGAUCUGCCGCAUUUGGAAGGAGGGGGAUGGAAAUUGUUUCUCCUAGAAGUGGUUCUAUUUCAAGUGAUUCUUGGACUGGAACAAGGAAUUAUUCUAAUGUGAACAGAGAGCUCAGCAGAAAUUUGUCUAGUAAGGGUUUUUCACUCAAAGGCGAUGAUGUUUCUAAUGCUAGCGAGGCAUUAAAUGAUGCUCAAUUGCAUCAGGGAAGAGAUAGGGAAUCACAACUAUCAAAUAGCUGGGAGAGGCAAAAGCUAUCUUCAAGCUUCGAAAGUGGUGCUAAAAGUAGCCAACCAUUGGUAACAUCUGAGUCUUUUUCUACUGCUGUGCUAGAAGCUUCUGCAACACCAUCUUGUGCUGGAAUAGCUCCCCCAGCGGUGAAAAUUAACGAAACUGAAAAGAUGUGGCAUUAUAAGGAUCCAUCUGGAAAAGUUCAGGGACCAUUUUCCAUGGUGCAGCUACGCAAAUGGAGUAACACAGGAUACUUUCCUGCUGAUUUGAGGAUUUGGAGAACCACUGAGAAGCAAGAUGAAUCUAUACUCUUAACAGAUGCCUUAGCAGGGAAAGUUUCUAAGGAACCACCAAUGGUGGGUGAAACUCUUCCUAAGGCUCAAACGGUGCAUUUGGCUGCUCAAAAAGGCAUAGAAGGUCAAGUUGGAGGAAGAUCAACAUUUGAUCAAAAUAGUGGAUCUUGGAAUUUAAAUAGUACUCUGGGUUCUCCUGGACAAACCACAGGAGGAAUUUGGAGAUCUAAAGAUAAUAUUAAUUCUGUAGCAAAUAGACCCUCUCCUUUGGCAGUUGAGGUCCCCAAGAAUCCUGCAAAUGGUUGGGGUUCUGAUGCCGGUGUUAGAAAUGAAUCAACAAAUCUUCCUUCGCCUACUCCCCAGCCUACUUCAGGUGCGACUAAGGGCCAGGCUUUUGAAAAUACAUGGUCUCCAACCCCUGUCCAGUUGGCUGGGUCUCUCUUACGAAAUUCAUUCCCAGGCGGUCCUGGAGGUUUGCAGGCCUCUGGGGUAGUGCUCCCAGAGAAUGUUGUACAAAAUACUGAAAAUGGUUCAAGUUCACAAGCUGGUAUGACUUCAGCUUCUAAAUCAGAGAAGGGUAUGAUAUUGAGCUCCACAGAUACUCAAGUGCAUCCUCAAGCAACAACAGCGGCACCUGUUCUGACUUCAGGUGUUGACAUUAAAAUGGCAGGUGUCCAAAACCAAGUUGUGAGUAGCCAUAACUCUCGUAUUGAAGCUCAAGGGUGGGGUUCUGGUUUGGUUCAAAAGCCAGAACAACAGGCCUGGGGAGGUACCCCAUCUCAAUGGAUAGAACCAAAUAAUCCUGCUACUAUGCCUGUCCGGCCCGCUUCCCAUGGCCUUUGGGGUGAUGCUUCGUCUAUCCAGAACUCUACCUCAUUUAGCACUGGAAAUCCAACUGGGAGUUUACCCACGCCUGGCUUUGUGGGUAUGACUACACCUGAGCCUUGGAGACCACCAACUUCAAGUAAUCAAUCAAACAUUACAGCUCCGGCUCCAGCUCCGCCCAAUAUACCUUGGGGCAUGGGCCUGCCAGGAAAUCAGAAUAUUAACUGGGGUAGUGGGGCUUUUCCUGCCAAUAUGAACAUGAACAUGAGCUGGAUGCCUGCGCAGGUGGCAGCACCUGGAAAUGCAAAUCCAGGAUGGGCUGCUCCUAGUCAGGGUGUACCUCCAGUAAAUGCAGUUGGCUGGGUUGCACCUGGUCAAGGAGGUUCACAUGUAAGUGCAAAUGCAGGUUGGGUUGUUCCUGGACCUGGUCAAGGGCUGGCACCUGGAAGUGCCAAUCCCGGUUGGUCUGCACCAGCUGGGAAUCAAGGGGUGUGGGGAAGUGAGCAAAGUCAUAAUGGAGACAGGUUUCCCAACCAAGGGGAUCGUGGUACCCAUGGUGGAGGUGGAGAUUCUGGUUAUGGAGGUAAAUCUUGGAACAGACAGUCAUCAUUUAGCAGCGGAGGCAGAGGGGGUUCUUCCAGGCCUCCUUUCGGGGGACAAAGAGGAGUCUGCAGGUUUCAUGAGAGUGGACAUUGCAGGAAAGGGGCUUCCUGUGAUUUUCUACACCCUUAAAAGAGUUGUAGGGCUUAUUAGCGGCAGAGAAUUAUCUCUUACUGUACAGUAUUUUCCCUUUCCCUGUCUUAACACUAUAUAAGAGUGCGUCAUGUAUGUAGAACUUGUGCAUUGUAGCUUUUCAUUUAUUUCUCUCGCUUGAUUGCCUUUUUUGGCCUUGUAUUCCUUACUUACUUGCAGUUGAGUGAUGCGAGAGAUGACUAGCAGCAGAAUUUAAGGUGGCUGGCUUUAGGGGUCCGUUUGGAUGAGUUUAAAAAUAAAAAUGUUUUUUUAUAAAAAAAUUUAAGUCAAGAGUUAUUUUAUGUUUGGGUGGUAUUUAAA
This is a messenger RNA of Gastrolobium bilobum, 5243 nucleotides long. RefSeq names its product zinc finger CCCH domain-containing protein 19-like. The coding region runs from base 72 to 4922 and encodes 1616 amino acids. Gene Ontology annotation, cellular component: Cdc73/Paf1 complex. NCBI's taxonomy places the organism in Eukaryota, Viridiplantae, Streptophyta, Magnoliopsida, Fabales, Fabaceae. The transcript has 10 exons. Gene Ontology annotation, molecular function: DNA binding; RNA polymerase II C-terminal domain phosphoserine binding; metal ion binding. The record is from RefSeq and is a predicted model, not a curated record.